AUGCCGUCGUCCAACAUCCAGGUCUUCGUCAAAUGGAAGGAUCAGACGAUUUUCGCCGGCGAAGAUGUGGAGUGUGUCAUCACCUUUAAGAACGUGACGGACACCACCCCUGCCGCCAGCAUUGGAGGUGAGGGCCACCAGAGGAAGCUGUCUCGAGUCGCCAACCACGCCAGCAACUCCGCCUCCGACUCCUUCUUCUCCUUCAAAUCCCCCAACAGCUUGUUCUCGGGCCGGCGAUCCUAUUCGAUCGGCUCCCAACGGAAGCCCUUCCACCGAACCGCCUCAUCGCUGAGCUCCCCGCUGGUCGGCUCCAACAGCUUCCCGCCAAAUAGCCCCUCCACACCCCGAUCCUGGCAGCCCGGUCACAGCCACAAGAGAUCAGUCUCCAUUCUCUCCAUAGACAGUGAAGGUCACGUCGACUCCAGCCCUUCACCGCAGAACUUCGCUCGAGGCAAACCAAUAGCCAGGGGCCAUGGGCGCUCAGCAAGUCUUCAGGUUGCGCCCCGGAGGAACGAUAGCUAUGACGAGGCGUACAGGAAAGGUAUGUCCCAGCAAUUAGGGAAGUCCCGCACAAAGUCUGACUGUGCUUUCUUAGUCGGGAGAGCUUCGAUCCGUGGCUUCUCACCAAUGGACACACCACUCGAGUCAGCCUUGGGCGAUCUCAGGGUCGACACCAAUCACUCAGCCCGAGCAAACCGUCAUAGUCCAAUGGCAAAUAGCCCAAUAGUCCCGGGGGAGCCAAUGCGCAUGCCCGCGCGAAGACCACAGCCACCCGCCAUCGACUUCAAAUUUCCAGCUGCUCCCCCGCCUUCCGAACCGACUAAUGUCCGGUCUGCUGCUCGAACUCCUUCCCCGAAAUCAGGUGAAACAAAUGGAAGGAAAACAAAGGAUCCGUCCGUGGCCCCUAGCCACCAGCAGCUCGCGCGGGUUCUAUCGGCCACCAGCGUGAAUGGAAGCAGUCGAAGCAGCGGCGAAUUUUACUCCGUCAGCGACCAUUCGAGUGAGACACUUGCAUCAGAAUAUACAAACUACUCCGUUCAGGGUGCACGGCCUCCCCCUCCUGCUCGACAUGCACGGCACCACUCCAGCAUCGUACCCUCGAUCGCCAAAGCGGACGACCAGGCCUUGCUGAUGGGAUAUGCGCAGGUCAGCGCAUCGUUUACAGUUGAUGGUUCACUAAUUGAUCAAUCUGUAUUCGACGAAGUGAAACGCAAGGGAGUGGUUGGUGGGCAGGGAAGUGGACUUCCUGGCCGCGCCAACCCGUCCACCGAUCGCUCGCGCAAAGGUGGCGGGUUCUGGGGUGCGUUCAAAUGGAACACCAUUGAAGAAUCCAUCAAUGGCCUGAUGUCGAACAACGAACUGGAUGGCUUGCGAGAAAUGCGCGGCGUCGCCUCCUCGCGGUCAAUACCUUUACUCUCCACCACCCAAUCGCUUCUCUUUGUCGACCUGCGACUGGCGCCGGGCGAGGAGCAGUCAUACACCUUCUCGUUCACCCUCCCAGAAGGACUUCCAGCAAGUCAUAAGGGGAAAGCCAUCAAAAUCUCGUAUAAUUUAGUCAUUGGCACUCAGCGGCCGAGCGGACCCAAUGAGCCUCAGAAGGUUAACCGCAUCAACAUUCCUUUUCGGGUGUUUAGCGGUGUGAAUGGUAAGCUGCCUCUGUAA
Messenger RNA from Penicillium lagena, 1662 nucleotides. RefSeq lists its product as uncharacterized. Lineage: Eukaryota; Fungi; Ascomycota; Eurotiomycetes; Eurotiales; Aspergillaceae. The transcript has a single exon. The coding region runs from base 1 to 1662 and encodes 553 amino acids. Gene Ontology annotation, cellular component: Ric1-Rgp1 guanyl-nucleotide exchange factor complex; Golgi membrane. Gene Ontology annotation, biological process: retrograde transport, endosome to Golgi. The record is from RefSeq and is a predicted model, not a curated record.